GAGCGUCCUUGUGCCCUAAGCUGGAGAGCGAGCGAGCGACUGAGAGAGAGAGAGAGAGAGUUAGAGAGAGAGGGAGGGGAGAUGCGGCGUCAGUCAGCUGCAGUAGGCAGAGGACAGCAGUAGCAGCACUGCCUGCCGCUCUCUAUUGUUCAGCAAGAACAUUUUCCUUCUCGCUCCAAUUAAAACGAGGAGCAGAAGACGAGGAGAUCCAACACACGCAGCAUUCCUUUGGGGGGGCACUACCUGAAGACGCUUGCAAACUCCUUCAAGUUCCUUCUCUGCUCUCGUCUGGGGUUUCUUUUCAUCUGGAGCCGGUGGAUUUUACCCGACUCUGGGGAGCCAUGGGACUUGGGGUUAGGGGUGCAAGGACAGCGUUCCUGUGUUUGUGGAGGUUAUUUUAUCUGCUCUGUGGAAUCUGGACCGCUUGCUCCCAAACCACGGGAGAUGGGAAGUCGCUGUACUUCUGGGAAACAGGUCCGUGGGGCAGGUGUAUGGGCAGCGAGUGCGGUCCCGGCGGCAGUCAGAGUCGUGCGGUGUGGUGUGCUCAUGUGGAGGGCUGGACGACCCUCCACACCAACUGCCUUCAGUCCAGCCGACCCGCCAACCAACAGAGCUGCUUCCGCGUCUGCGACUGGCACAAAGAACUGUACGACUGGCGGCGGGGCGCGUGGAAUCAGUGCGUGCCCAUAUCUCUGCGCACCGGCCGCACAGAAGCCUGUCUGCAGGGAGAGGAGGGCAUCCAAACACGCGAAGUGUACUGCUCGCUCCGAGCGGACGGCUCGACAGCAGAUGAUGCCAUCUGUGAGUACUUUGAGCCCAAACCCAGACAGGAACAGGCUUGUCUUAUUCCGUGCCCUAAGGACUGUGUGGUGACUGAAUUCACCCCGUGGACCACCUGCUCUAAGACAUGCGGGUUGGGUUUGCAGAACCGUGUUCGAUCUGUAGUGGCGCCGCCGCUUUUCGGUGGACUUCCGUGCCCGAAUUUGACUGAGUUCCAGACGUGCGCGCCGAGGGCCUGCGAGGGCCGAGAGACGGUUUUUAAUCUGAGAGUGGGCGGCUGGAGCGAGUGCCAGAGUUUGCCAGUGCCUCCGGUGGUGUUGCCGACCUCCACGGCCGCCCCCGUGCGCGCUGUGCGCCAAACCCGCCGGCGGAAGGGCAAGGAGCGGAAGGGCAGCAGAGACCCGGAGAUGCGGGAGCUCAUCAAGAGCAAGAGAAACCGCAACCGGCUCAGUCGGAUGGAGGAUGACCUCUGGAAUAUGGAAAUAGGAUUUCAGGCCCGACAAGUGGUUUGCGUUCAUCGAAAUGGAAGUACAGUGCCGCUCAGUCAGUGUCCUCACUGGAGUCUGCCGGAGCUCUACCAGUCCUGCCUGAUGCCCAGAGACUGUGUGCUGAGUGAGUGGAGCGAGUGGAGCUCCUGCUCGAAGGCCUGCUCAGACCCCAAGGUCCCGCAGGGCUCUCGGUCCCGCAGCCGCCAGCUGACCCGCCUGCCCAGCGGAGGAGGGUUAGAGUGCCCACAGCUGGAGGAGAGCGAAGCCUGCGAGCCGGAGGGAGACUCAGUGCCACCCUGCGCCCUGUACACGUGGCGGAGCACGGAGUGGAGUGAGUGUCGUGUGGAUGCUCUGCUCAGCCAGCAGGACCGGCGGAGAGCCAAUCACACUGGACUGUGUGGCGGAGGUGUGCAGACCAGAGAGGUUUACUGUGUCCAGGCCAAUGCUGAACUCCUCAACUACAUCAAUAACAGCAAACACAAACAAGAAGGUCAGUCUUCAAAUGGUCAGAUGCCUAGUGUCCCUCCUCUCCUGUCCAUCACCUAUGAGAUCUCAGCAUCUCCACCGGUGGAUGUUCGCCUGUGUAAAGGAGCGACUCCGAGCGCCACACAACUGUGCCACAUUCAGUGCCCUGUGGAGUGUCAGCUGUCCCCAUGGGGCGCCUGGGGGCCCUGCACCUUCGAGAACUGUGACGAACGCAGCGUCAAAAAAGGUUUCAAGUUCAGACGGCGUUCCAUCACUAACUACCCGACGGGAGGUGAGGGCAGCUGUGCUCACCUGGUUGAGUCCAUCCCGUGUGAUGAUCCCAGCUGUUUUACCUGGCAGCUGGUCAAGCUGGAGGAGUGCAUCCCUGAAGAAGACAUGGACUGUGGAGAGGGAACGCAGAAUCCGCAAGUCCGAUGCAUCAACAACGAAGGUGUAGAGGUGGAGAAGGAGAUGUGUUCGGAUGUGGUUUACCCUUCGCCUGUGCCCUGUGUGGUUCCCUGUCCUAAAGACUGUGCUCUGAGCCUCUGGACUGAAUGGUCCACCUGUUCUCAGACCUGCUCAAGCAAAAACGCUGAAGGCAAGCAGAUGAGGACCAGAGCCAUACUGGCCUACAAUGCAGGAGAAGUGACAUCAAUGGUAGUGGCGUGGAUUACAGUUAUGGAGGGUCUUACAAGGGUUCCCAAGUUUCCUGAACUCUAUGGAGGAUCCAGCUGCCCGAACACCAGUGCCUUACAGCAGGUGCGUAACUGUAAUGAGCACGCUUGUGUGGUGUACCACUGGCAAACGGGGCCCUGGAGCCUGUGUGUGGAGGACGGCAGCUCCUCUAGCCUCAACAGCUCCUCCAGCAACGCAGAUAGAGCCUCCUGCACCGCUGGCAUCCAGACACGCAAAGUCAUCUGCGUCAAGGUCAACGUUGGACAGGUGCCACCCAAAAAGUGUCCUGAAGCCCCUCGACCAGAGUCUGUGCAGGUCUGUCAGCUGCCCUGUAAGAGAGACUGUAUAGUGACACCCUACAGUGAAUGGACAGAGUGUCCCACCUCCUGUGAUUCAGGUGCAAAUGGACAGAAGAAUAAGCAGUCUCGCUAUCGAGUGAUCAUUCAGAGGCCAGCCAAUGGAGGUCAGGAGUGUCCAGACACCCUUUAUGAAGAGAAAGACUGCGCAGCUCCAUCUGUCUGUCCUGGUUACAGGUGGAAAACACACAAAUGGCGUAAAUGUCAGCUGGUUCCGUGGAGCAUCCGCAGAGACAGUAAAGGAGCUCAGGAGAACUGCGGAGCUGGAAUCCAGACUCGAGCGGUGUCAUGUCGUCAGCUGGACGGUGGUCUGGCGGAUGUUCUGCAGUGUUUGCGUUCUGCCAGCAGUAUGCCUGCGGUGAGCCAGCUCUGCCAGUUGCCAUGCCGAGAUGACUGCCAGCUCAGCGGCUGGUCCCGCUUCUCCCCCUGCUCCUCAGACUGUGUAGGGGUCCGGACCCGCCGGAGAAACCUGCUGGGAAAGAGCAAGAAGAAGGAUAAGUGUAAGAACAGUCAGAUGUAUCCGCUGAGCGAGACUCAAUACUGUCCCUGUGACAAGUACAACGCGCAGCCGGUGGGAAACUGGUCUGACUGUAUCCUGCCGGAGGGAAUGAAGGAGUGUGGACAGGGCUACCGAUACCAGGCCAUGGUGUGUUACGAUCAGGACAACCGGCUGGUGGAGACCUCGCGCUGUAACAGCCACGGGUAUAUCGAGGAGGCCUGCAUUGUUCCCUGUCCUUCUGACUGUAAACUGAGUGAAUGGUCAAACUGGUCACGCUGCAGUAAAUCCUGUGGCAGUGGUGUUAAAGUUCGCUCAAAAUGGCUCAGAGAAAAGCCUUACAACGGAGGAAGACCCUGCCCAAAACUGGACCACCUGAACCAGGCACAGGUAUAUGAGGUUGUGCCGUGCGUCAGUGACUGCAGUCAGUAUGUGUGGGUGUCUGAACCCUGGAGUGUGUGGAAAGUGAGUAAUGUGGACCUGAAGGAGAAUUGCGGAGAAGGUGUUCAGACCAGGAGAGUCAGGUGUAUGAUGAACACAGUGGACGGUCCUGCUGACGCUGUGGAGGAUUAUCUGUGUGACCCAGAGGAGAUGCCGCCGGGAACCAGAGAGAGUCGUCUGCCAUGCCCAGAGGACUGUGUGCUGUCUGAAUGGAGCCGUUGGACCUCCUGUGACCUGCCGUGCACUGGAAGAGGAGAUCGGGAGAGGACGGCGUUCGCUCUGCGUUUGCCUAAAGAGGGAGAGGACUGUCCUGUCAGCAUGCAGACCGAGCCCUGCCUGCUCAACCGCAACUGCUUCCACUACAGCUACAAUAUCACUGACUGGAGCACAUGCCAAUUAAGUGCCAACGCUGUGUGUGGAAUUGGCCUCAAGACGAGGAUGCUGGACUGCGUUAGAAGUGACGGAAAAUCCGUUGACCUGAAGUAUUGCAAAGAGCUGCGUUUGGAGAAGAAGUGGCAGAUGAACGCAUCCUGUACAGUGGAGUGUCCAGUCAACUGUCAGCUCUCUGAAUGGUCUGCAUGGUCGGACUGUUCCCAGACCUGUGGCCUUGAAGGGAAGAUGUGGAGAAAGCGGACGGUGGUUCAGGCGUCUCAGGGUGACGGUCGGCCGUGUCCUUUUCAGAUGGAGCAGUGGAAACCCUGUCCCGUUCGGCCCUGCUACAGAUGGGAGUACGGGCAGUGGUCUGAGUGCCGCGUCGAGGAUGUGGUGUGCGGGGUAGGUGUGCGCUUUCGGAAUCUGUCCUGUUUUGUGUCUGACGGCUCCAGUGACGGGAAGAGCAGUAUUGUGGAGGAAGAGCUCUGUGCUGGACUGGAGAAGGCCGUCGAUGGAGAUAAGAAGAUUGUCCUGGAGGAGACCUGCACCUUACCCUGCCCUGGUGACUGUUACCUGAUGGAGUGGUCAGACUGGGGCUUGUGUCAGAGUGUGUGUGUGAAAGGUCAGCGUCUGGACUUCACGCCGGUGCAGGUCCGUUCAAGGGCUGUCAUCGCGCAGGAGCCCGAAAACAUCGCUCAGUGUCCUGAUCAGGAGUGGCAGUCACGCCCCUGCCGCAAUGGUGAGUGUUAUGAUUAUCAGUGGAUGGGAGGACUUCAACUGGUCUGGUGUCAGCGGUCAGAUGGAAUAAACGUCACAGGCGGAUGCCCUUCAGCUCUAUUACCAGGGGCCGACCAGUCAUGUGAUCCACUCUGUGACAAACCACAGUCAUUCUGCUCAGAGGAGGCCGUGUGUAUGUGCGAGGAGGGCUUUACUGAAGUGCUCACCACCGAGGGAGCGCUGGAGCAGUGCGCACCCAUUCCUGUGCUGGAAAUCCCCACUGCUGGAGACAAGAAGGCUGAUGUGAAGACCAGCCGGGCUAUCAAUCCCACCCUGCCCACCACUGUACAGCCUGGACGCGUCGGACGCACGUGGUACUUACAGCCUUUUGGAGCAGAUGGGAAGCUGAAGACGUGGGUAUACGGUGUGGCGGCAGGUGUUUUUGUCCUCCUGGUAUUUAUAGUGUCGAUGAUUUACCUCGCAUGCAAAAAGCCAAAGAAACCUCAGCGAAGACAAAACAAUAAUCGACUGAAACCCCUGACCCUGGCGUACGAUGGCGAUGUGGACAUGUAGCCCUUACUGGAGAACUACCGUCAUAAAAACAUCAAUAACAGAGGGGUGAAUCUCAUGAACAAAAACAUGUCCAGCUAAUAUUACUGAUCUUAUUCUGCAAUGCGGAAGUGCACUCGUUUCUGUUGAUUCAUUCCAGCUGCCUAUGAGAGAAAAGACUAGAAAUAAUAAAUGGCAAAACACGGUCAAACCACUUGCUCUACAAACAAGUGUGUUCAUGACUAUACAUGAA
Messenger RNA from Danio rerio (zebrafish), 5592 nucleotides. The record is from RefSeq and is a predicted model, not a curated record. NCBI's taxonomy places the organism in Eukaryota, Metazoa, Chordata, Actinopteri, Cypriniformes, Danionidae.